Molecule: messenger RNA, 977 nt
Organism: Talaromyces proteolyticus
Lineage: Eukaryota; Fungi; Ascomycota; Eurotiomycetes; Eurotiales; Trichocomaceae
Product: 17-beta-hydroxysteroid dehydrogenase
Exons: 2
Coding region: 39-848 (269 amino acids)
Molecular function (GO): oxidoreductase activity
Source: RefSeq, a predicted model, not a curated record
GGAAAAAUCAAAAAGAAAAAAAAAACAUCCAAGACUAAAUGAUGACCUCUUCAAAUUCUACCCCGUAUUUGCCUUACCGUCUUGAUGGCAAAGUCGCCUUGGUGACGGGCGCUGGUCGUGGUAUUGGAGCUGCCAUGGCGGUUUCUUUGGGGAAAUGUGGUGCAAAAGUCAUUGUCAACUAUGCGAAAUCCUCUGGCCCAGCCAACAAGAUAGUGGAGGAAAUUAAAAGCUUGGGAACCGACUCAGUGGCCAUCCAAGCAGAUGUCAGCCAGGUCUCACAGACUGUGCGCUUGUUCGAGAGAGCCGUCAAAGUCUUUGGGGGACUUGAUAUUGUCUGCUCGAAUGCCGGCGUUGUCUCUUUUGGUCAUCUCAGUGAAGUUACAGAAGAGGAAUUUGACCGUGUCUUCAACAUCAACACUCGUGGACAAUUCUUUGUUGCGCGCGAAGCUUACAAACAUCUCAACUCCCCCGGUCGCAUUAUUUUUAUGAGUUCCAAUACAGCCGACUCAUUUACUGUCCCAAGACACUCGCUGUAUUCGGCGUCAAAAGGCGCGAUAAACACGUUCGUUCGGUGUCUCGCCAAGGAUUGCGGUGACAAGGAGAUCACCGUCAAUGCAGUCGCCCCCGGCGGCACUGUGACAGAUAUGUUCCAUGAAACAGCCAAGGAUUAUCUUCCAAACUCCGAUCAUUUUACAAAAGAACAGAUUCUGGAUAUCGUUGCCAGAGUAUCCCCUUUGACUCGUUGUGGUUAUCCCAUUGAUAUUGCAAAAGUUGUUUGCUUUUUAGCUUCAAGUGAAAGCGAAUGGAUUAAUGGAAAGAUUAUCGGUUUGGAUGGUGGUGCUGCGUAGGAAACUCGCGUUAGGUUCGCGGAUCAUCUUGUAAGCCUCUUACACCGGGCAUAUAUAAUCCUGAUAUAGACUUCCUUCGUCAUCGUAGCUAACAAAAGAUAUAAAAUAAAAGUCUAUAGUGUAAUUUUU